UUCCACGCCAAUAUAAGCAAUGGUCAAUUUAGUCAUUCGUGACCAGCUCAACUCUAGUGUUCUGCUGUGGACUUCAGCGUGGUAUUUUUUCAGAAAAAAAAGUUUCUGAAAGAAGAAGUCCAGAGAGGAGAGCUGCCGGUCUCCCUAUGCUGGUUGCAGCAUCUAUAUAUGGCGCGCCAUAUUCUGUUCUAUCACCUGCAGCAAGCUCAUCCACCAAUCUACAAACCUAAAAUCCCACUUCAGAAGCAAACCAAUCCCAGACAAGAGCUCAAAUGGCGUCCCAGCUGGUCGAGAGCCACCUCACCGGUGCCGAGAUCGUCAAGGGGGACGACGUCUGCAAGAAGAGGUCCGUCGAGCUCCUCGAGGAGCUAAGCCUCCCAAAAGGCCUCUUUCCACUGAGCGACAUCGAGGAGGUCGCGUACAACCGCGAGAGCGGGUUCGUGUGGAUGCUUCAGAAGAAGAAGAACGAGCACACCUUCAAGAAAAUCAAGCAGACCGUCUCCUACGCCACCGAGGUGACAGCUUUUGUUGAAAAGGGUAAGAUCAAGAAGGUCACCGGGGUCAAGGUCAAGGAGCUGUUUCUGUGGCUCAGUUUGGUUGAGGUCUAUGUCGAUGAGUCCGCCAAUGAAAAAGUCACCUUCAAGACUGGUACCGGCCUGUUUGACACCCAUGACGCAUCCGCAUUCGCUCUCGGAGAAUAGGGAGCUGGUAAAAAAUGCCACAAAAAUAAAGUCAGUGAAUGGUUCGGCACUACACAUGUUACGUAGAAGUAUAUGUUUCCGUUUUCAUGUAAUCUAUAGAUUAUUGCACGAAUAUUGCUCCCUUUCACUUAUAAGCGUUCACUGAAAGAAUAAUUGUACUUAUACCCCCUCUUCUUUCCCA
Molecule: messenger RNA, 882 nt
Organism: Triticum urartu
Lineage: Eukaryota; Viridiplantae; Streptophyta; Magnoliopsida; Poales; Poaceae
Source: RefSeq, a predicted model, not a curated record